AGCCUGAAGGUGAAGAUGCUGGGGGGUGAGGAGUUCCUGGUACCCCUGAGGGGCUCCACACUGGCCCUGGAGCUGAAGCAUCAGAUAGCCCAGAAAACCGGCGUGCCUGCGUUCCAGCAGCGCCUGUCUACCUACCCUGAUGGCAAAGUGCUGAAGGAGGAGGUCCCUCUUGACAGCCAGGGCGUGUACCCUGGCAGCACGGUCCUGCUGGUGGUGCAGAGCUGUGACAACCCCCUGAGCAUCCUGGUGAGAAACGACAAGGGUCGCAACACCGCCUAUGAGGUCCGGCUGACGCAGACCGUGGCUGAGCUCAAGCAGCAGGUGUGCCGGCAGGAGCAUGUGCAGGCUGACCUGUUCUGGCUGAGUUUCCAGGGGAAGCCCAUGGACGACCAGCAGCAGCUGGGGGACUAUGGCCUCACACCCCAGUGCACUGUGUUCAUGAAUUUACGCCUGCGGGGGGGCGGGGGUGGGGAGUGGGCAGGACCAGGAGGGCAGCGCUGAGGGCCACCCGCCCGAGUCCCUGAUCAAGUGCGGGUAAUAAAAGUUGGCGCAAAAUUAAA
This is a messenger RNA of Odobenus rosmarus divergens (Pacific walrus), 560 nucleotides long. It is a transcript of the gene ISG15, whose product is annotated as ISG15 ubiquitin-like modifier. The transcript has a single exon. NCBI's taxonomy places the organism in Eukaryota, Metazoa, Chordata, Mammalia, Carnivora, Odobenidae. Gene Ontology annotation, molecular function: polyubiquitin modification-dependent protein binding. The record is from RefSeq and is a predicted model, not a curated record. Bases 16 to 501 code for a protein of 161 amino acids. Gene Ontology annotation, cellular component: cytosol. Gene Ontology annotation, biological process: ubiquitin-dependent protein catabolic process.